Molecule: messenger RNA, 480 nt
Organism: Paramuricea clavata
Lineage: Eukaryota; Metazoa; Cnidaria; Anthozoa; Malacalcyonacea; Plexauridae
Source: the annotation of a GenBank genome assembly
AUGGCGAAAUUCAACAGAAAAAAUGUUGUUCUUAUCCGGAGCAUGUUUGAACGUGCAAAGAAACGACGAAGAAUGAUAGAAUCAGCUCUACACACCCUUCUGAUUAGGAGAAUUCGAGUUCUUCAAGUAUCAAUGUUUGUGGUGCUUAUUCUCUUGUCUGGUAAGAAUACUUUUUCCCCAUUACCUCGUUCAUGUUGUCGACUUGCACGAAAUUCUGGCUGGUGGAAUCUCGUUUGGCGUACGUAUUCAGCUGCAAGGUUUAAAAAGACAUUCAGAGUCUCUUGUGAAACAUUUUCAUUUAUUCUUAGUCGCAUAAGACAUGUACUCGACCGCAAAAGCAUCGUCGAAGUGCCCAUUUGUCCCGAAUUAAGACUUGCUGUUUGCCUAUAUCGUCUUGGAAGAGGCUCAUUAUUAUACUAUUGCGGAGAUGACAGGUCUUGGAGUAUCAACUGUCUGCACCAUAAUGGAGGAGGUUUGUGA